This is a messenger RNA of Papilio xuthus (Asian swallowtail), 4758 nucleotides long. RefSeq names its product eukaryotic translation initiation factor 3 subunit A (gene eIF3a). Gene Ontology annotation, molecular function: mRNA binding; translation initiation factor activity. Gene Ontology annotation, cellular component: eukaryotic translation initiation factor 3 complex, eIF3m; multi-eIF complex; eukaryotic translation initiation factor 3 complex, eIF3e. The record is from RefSeq and is a predicted model, not a curated record. NCBI's taxonomy places the organism in Eukaryota, Metazoa, Arthropoda, Insecta, Lepidoptera, Papilionidae. The coding region runs from base 145 to 3663 and encodes 1172 amino acids. The transcript is spliced from 24 exons. Gene Ontology annotation, biological process: translation reinitiation; formation of cytoplasmic translation initiation complex.
GGCGCCUCCGUCCAUCCGCCAUUUUGAUUCGUGGUCGCUUGUCAGAGCGGAGAGCGGUGGUGACGAAUUUUUUCAAUAAAUUCUUCACUGCCGAUAUUUGGAUAAAUAAUUUUUUAUUUAUGAAGUGAUCAGAAAGCAGUCUAAAUGAUGGCGAGAUACGGUCAACGACCGGAAAAUGCCCUCAAACGGGCCAAUGAGUUCAUGGAACUGGAGAAGCCAGCCAGGGCCUUGGACACUCUUCAGGAAGUGUUCCGGAACAAAAAAUGGGCAUACAACUGGUCCGAAUCGGUCCUGGAGCCGAUUAUGUUCAAAUACUUGGAACUAUGCGUAGACCUGAGGAAGUCUCAUAUUGCUAAAGAAGGCUUGUUCCAGUACAGGAAUAUGUUCCAAUCCGUCAACGUAGGGUCGCUGGAGCAAGUAAUAAGAGGAUACUUGCGCAUGGCCGAGGAACGGACAGAGGCAGCCAGGGCUCAAUCCACACAGGCUGUCAUUGAUACUGAUGAUCUUGACAACUUAGCUACACCAGAGAGUAUCUUAUUAAGUGCAGUCUCCGGAGAAGAUGCACAGGAUCGCUCUGAUAGAACUAUACUUACACCAUGGGUGAAAUUCCUAUGGGAAUCCUACUGCCAAUGUCUAGAGCUGCUCCGUACCAAUGCACAUGUAGAAACUCUUUACCAUGACAUUGCCCGGAUGGCAUUCCAGUUCUGUCUCAAGUACUCUAGGAAGACAGAGUUCAGGAAACUGUGUGAUAAGCUGAGGAAGCAUCUCGAAGACAUUUGUAAGCCAACAGUACAAACUGGCAAUGUCAGCAUCACCAAGCCCGAGACCCAGCAGCUCAACUUGGAGACCAGGUUGUUCCAACUUGACAGUGCUAUACAGAUGGAGUUGUGGCAGGAAGCCUACAAAGCAAUAGAGGACAUCCAUAACUUAAUGAACAUGUCCAAGAAGACACCGGUUGCAAAGACCAUGGCCAACUACUAUGGUAAACUGGCGCUGGUCUUCUGGAAAGCUGGCCAUUGCCUGUUCCAUGCUGCUGCACUCCUCAAGCUGUUCCAGCUCUCUAGGGAGAUGAAGAAGAAUAUCACCCAGGAGGAAUUGCAGAAGAUGGCUUGCCGUGUCUUAGUAGCAGUUCUAUCAGUACCUCUACCAUCGCUGCAUCCCGAGUUUGACCGGUUUGUUGAAACUGACAAGAGUCCGGUGGAAAAGGCUCAGAGAUUAGCCGUCCUGUUAGGUUUGGCACAACCACCCACUCGAGCCAGCUUGUUGAAAGAUGUGAUCCGUCUGAAUGUUGUGAACUUGGCAUCACCGCAGCUGCAGCAGCUGUACAGCUGGUUGGAGGUGGAAUUUGAUCCGCUCACCAUCUGCGCCAACGUGCAGACUGUUGUCAAGCAUUUGCAAGAGGAGCCUAGUGAGUACUCGUCUCUGGCGCAGUACACGGUGGCGUUAACUGACGUGGCAUUGGUGCGGCUGGUGCGGCAAGUGGCACAGUGCUACUCUUGUGUGCAGUUCGCGCGCCUGCUGGAGCUGGCUCACACCACUGACCUGUUCCAUCUGGAGCGUCUGCUGGUAGACUGCGUGAGACAUAAUGAUAUGCAGAUACGCAUCGAUCAUGCUAAACAAUGCGUGCACUUUGGUGUGGAGUCUGGCGGCGGUGAGUGGUGCUCAGCUGCGGAUGAGGCGUGCGGUGGUGCCAUACUGCAGGCAACGCCUGCUGAACAGAUGCGUGAACAACUAGUACGUGCAGCUGAAGUACUAUCCCGGGCAGUACAUGAACUGUUCCCGGAGCGUCGUCGUGCGGAACGUGAGCGUGACCGCGCGCACAUGGUGCAGCACUACCACGAGAACAAACAUGCUGAACACCACAGAGUAUUGCAGCGGCAUAAGAUUAUAGAGGAGAGAAAGGAGUACAUCGAACGCCUGAACACCGUGCGCGAGGAGGAAGAGCUACGUCGUCAAGAGGAACAGCAGCGGUUGGCGGCGGCUGCAGAGGCGCGUCGGCUGGAAGCGGAGCGCGAGGAGCGGGAGAAGCGACGUCACGCCUCCGAGAUGGCCGCCAUGCGCGAGCGACAUCUACGCGAGAGAAUUGCUCACAUCUCACAGACUAUGCACGGCAAGAAAGUACUGCAGAAACUCGAUGAAGAGGAUUUGAAGAAAAUGGACGCGGAUGCUAUAUCUAAGCGCGAGGCUGAGGAGCUGAUGAAAGAACGCCGAGAGCUGCAAGCGCGACUUAAGUCGCAAGAGAAGAAGGUGGACUAUUUCGAGCGAGCUAAGCGCUUGGAGGAGAUCCCGCUGUUGCAGAAGAGUUUGGAAGAGAAGCAGGUACAGGACAAGGCGUUCUGGGAACAACAGGAAAAGGAGCGCAUACAACAACUUAUUGAGGCGCGUUCUCGUGACGUGGCGACUGCGAGCCGCCUGUCACGUAUGGCUGCGCACCGCGAGCAGUUCACAGCGCGACUGCGCAGUGAGCGCGGCGCUGCUCACCUCAAGUGCUUAGCUGACUUCCAGCAGCGGCUGACAUCUGAGCGCGAGGCGAGGCUGGCGCAGCGUAAAGCUCAGCGCAUUGAGAAACGAAGACAGGAGUGGUUGGCUGAGAAGCAACGUGCAGAGGAACGCGCUGCGGAGGAGGCGCGCCGGCUGAAGGAGGAGGAGGAGAAGCGAGAGAAGGAGGAACGCGAGCGUCGCCACCAGGAGGAGCUGAUCGCGCUGCGCGAGAGGAAGGAGAAGGAGCACCAGGAGAUGUUGGCGCGUGCGCGUGCGCAGGAGGCGGCGGCGGCGCGCAAGCUGGAGGAACAAAAAUCUUCCAGCUCCAGCUGGCGCCGUGCAGACGACACCUGGCGCGGCGGCAGCGGAGGUCCUGCAGCACCUGGAGCCCGUCGCGACGACCGACCACGAUCCUCGGAGCGACGAGAAGAACGCCCUCCACUCAAAGACGAAAAGGAAGCUGAAAGACCGCGACCAAAAGAAGCCGAACCUCGCAAGUUGGAUGAACCCAAGGCGACCACCGGCAGCAGCUGGCGACGCGACGACAGUCGCAGACCAGCUUUACCACCAAGCCGCAGUAUGGGUCCGCGUGAUGAACGACCACGGUCGCCUGAACGUCGGCCAUUACGUGACGAACGUGGCCCUCCGCCUAAAGAAGACCGUCCUCCAGCAAGAGAUGAAAGGCCACGUGUAGGCUACGGCGGACGAUCCAGUGGACCCGAGACCGGCAGCUGGCGCAGAGGACCUGCCGACCCGCCGCCAGCACCCACUGAACGUUCAUCAACAUGGCGUAGUAAAGACGGACCACCGCGUGAUGACCGUUAUCGUGACGGUCCAAGAGACAGAGACGGGCCAAGAGAUCGUGACGGGCCAAGAGAUCGUGACGGACCGAGAGACCGUGACGGACCGAGAGAUCGCGAUGGACCUAGAGACCGCGAUGGUCCCAGAGAUCGUGAACGCUACCCGCCGAGAAGAGAUGAUCGUGAUGGUCCUAGGAGAGAUGACCGUGAUGGUCCCAGGAGAGACGACCGCGAUGGUCCUAGAAGGGAUGACCGCGAUGGUCCUAGGAGAGAUGAUCGUGAGGGGCCGCGUAGAGAAGACCGCGACCGUCGCCCGCCGCCACCACGUCGUGACGAGAAACCUCGUGAUCCUGAUGGCGACUGGCAGUCAGUAAGGCGCUAAAUCAUCAACAAAAUGUCCAGAUGUGUCCAAAGUGCUGGUUCACAAAUAACUGGACAAAUAUGUCACCGAUCAAUAAUGAAUACAGACCGUUUGCAAUUUAACUAGGCAAAGAUUCAGCAACUUGUAACACACUAGUUAAUAUGAAAUUAUCAUUCCAAUUUAAAGUGUAUAAUUUACCUAGUUAAAUUACAAAUGGUCGGAUUUCAAGAUAAGUUGGUGACAUUCUUGUAACCAUUUCGUUUCAGUCUGAAUACAUACAUGAUUUACUAUUGGGGCUUUUUAUUGCGCUUUAUAUUUACUUACGCUGAACACUUAGGCUAUUAAUUGCGUCACCCAUCAUCGUCAGAUUAACUUAGAUUUACAUAUUACAAAGGUUAUUCCGUAGAAAUCUCACUGUGGUAAUAAUGGCGUCAUUUUUAUCUUUGAUAAAAUAGAGACGGCAUUAUAAAUACAAUUGUUACUCCUACAUAUUCUAGCUUGUUCAUCUACUUUCUAUCAUAAACAGAAGAAUUAAAAGUUUCAAAUAUAAAAAUGCUAGUUUUUUUUUCUAAUUCAAUAAAUAUAUGGAGUGUAGUUUUAUCAUAUAUUAAAUUUACAACUGUUGAAUAUAUAACAAAAUAUAGCUUGUAUAUAAUGCACGCCACGAAUUGUCUACGAUCUGAAGUUGGGAACAAACGCAGAUAUGUUGUCUCUGUCGCACUUAUCAUGUUCGUAUAUUGCUGUCUCUCUCACACUGGUAACUUCACGUGAAGUUCGUGGCUAGUAUUAUAUAACCAGUCGUUAUGUAGUUUAUAUACAUUUACACGAGUUUUAAAUAUUUUUCUAUGCAAUAAUUAUCGUAAGCAAAUUUGCUUUGAAGAAUAGUUUUUGUUUCGAAUUUAUAAUCAUUCAAUUUUAGUUUUAAAGUAAGGUUAUGUCAAUCGACAGAUUCUGACGGGAAUUUUCCCGGCAUUUCUUUGAUAAAAUGACAUCUGUCAAUCUUGACCUUGUAAUGAUUUUAUAUAUUUCACAUACUAACGAUUGGUUUUGUCAUAAAACAAAUGGGCUUCAUUAAAUUAGGUCACAAUAUAGCCAAUGUACAAUCCUAAGUGUUAA